AUUUUAACAACUGUUGCUGAAGCAGAGAAAUCUUCAACGCAAUAAAAAAAAAUUCUGGUUGUUACUUGAUAGUUUGCUAUACCUCUUUCCCAACAGGAAGGAAAAAAAAAUCAGACGAAAACUCAAAAAAAAAAAAAAAGGCAAAAAUAUGGCAUUGAGAGGAGUGGCCGCAGUUUCUGCUUAUUGUUGCAAGAGAACACAAUCAUACCCAUAUCUCCUUUCAUUUCCUCAUUCUUUCACACCCAAUUCCCAUCAAAGAAUCUCACCAUUUAUUCCCGUAAUACAUAAUUUACCUGAACCCAAGUUUGGAAUUCGUGCAGUGAGUGAUCAGGCCGUUGUAAUUCCGAAGAAAGAAGAUGAAUCAUCAUCAUCACCAUCACCACCACCGGAGAAUUGGAAGAUCAAAAUGCUCUAUGAUGGAGAUUGCCCACUUUGCAUGCACGAGGUAAACAUGCUUAGAGAGAGGAAUAAACAAUAUGGAACCAUCAAGUUUGUGGACAUUAGCUCAGAGGAUUACUCCCCCAAGGAGAAUCAAGGGCUAGACUUUGAAACUGUUAUGGGAAGAAUUCAUGCAAUUCUUGAUGAUGGAACUGUAGUCACUGACGUUGAAGCAUUUAGAAAGCUAUAUGAACAAGUUGGGCUUGGAUGGGUUUAUGCCAUAACCAAAUAUGAACCUAUUGCGAAAAUAGCUGAUGCUGUAUACAGUGUUUGGGCUAAAUACCGUCUUCCAAUCACAGGCCGACCGCCUCUAGAAGAGAUAAUGGAAACACGACGAAAGAACAAGAGUGAAGUAUGUAAGGACAGCAACUCUUGCAACAUGUGAGCUCAUAUGAUAUGAUACCAUACAAAGGCAUGGAACUUU
Molecule: messenger RNA, 862 nt
Organism: Morus notabilis
Lineage: Eukaryota; Viridiplantae; Streptophyta; Magnoliopsida; Rosales; Moraceae
Exons: 9
Coding region: 149-823 (224 amino acids)
Molecular function (GO): protein-disulfide reductase activity
Source: RefSeq, a predicted model, not a curated record